Messenger RNA from Linum tenue, 1539 nucleotides. The record is from the annotation of a GenBank genome assembly. Lineage: Eukaryota; Viridiplantae; Streptophyta; Magnoliopsida; Malpighiales; Linaceae.
AUGGGAAAACUCGCCGUGAUCAACUCACCCCCGACUCGCUCUCACUCGUCAGCAGCUCAGUUGCUUCUCGUCUCCCUUUUCUUCUCAUCACUCGCUGCCGGUCAAACCGAGCUCCGACCCGGAUUCCAAGCCACCCCAGACGGUUCAAUAUCGUCGUUCCAGCCGAUCCUCAAAGACCCAUCAGGCAAUUUCUCACUCGGCUUCCUCCGAGUCAACUCGUCCCAACUCGCUCUUUCAGUCCUUCACCUCCCUUCCCUCCAGCCCAUUUGGGCCGCCAACCCGACCCCAGCCUCGCCCAGCUGGUCGGACCGGACUCGGCUCUCCUUCAACGGCACCCUCGUGCUCUCCGACUCCCGCCGUGGCAUUCUCUGGUCAACGAGUCAGACCGACCCAGGCGACGCGGUCGUUUUGCUGAACACCUCCAACCUCCAGCUGGUUAAGCGAAACGGCGCCGUCUCGGUGACAGUCUGGCAGAGUUUCGACUUCCCCGCGGAUACCCUCGCGGAGGGGCAGAACUUCAGCUCCGCCGCUUCCCUGGUGGCCUCCGGCGGCCGGUACGCCAUGCGGCUGGGGGACGACUUCAUGGCGCUGUACGCCGACUUCGACGGUGACGGGGCCGCCGAUCGGAUCUACUGGAAGCACAAGGCGCUCGAGGCGAGAGCCGACGUGGUGCCGGGUCAGGGCCCGAUUCACGCGCGGGUCGAACCGGAAGGGUUUCUCGGGUUGUACCAGAACGGGACGGGUAGUACUCCGGUCGAUGUUCAAUCGUUCAACAGCUUCAGGCGUCGGGUCAGCGGGUUUUAUAUCGUCCGGGUCGAACCGGACGGGAACCUCAAGGGUUACAACUGGGAUGGAGCCAAUUGGGUUCUCGAGUACCAGGCCAUACCGGACGGGUGCAGCCUGCCUGACCCGUGCGGUUCGUACGGGCUGUGUCGACCCGGUCCCACUUGUUCGUGUCUGGACAGCGGGACCGAGCCGGAUUCUAAUCAACCCACGAGUCAGUGUUUGCCCGCUCCAACCGCGGGCAAUUUGUGCAAUCGGAUCGGACUCGAAAACGUCGAUAAUUUUCGAGUCCUCAGGAGGAUUGGGGUGGACCUACCAUUCAAGGAGCUGACGAGCUACAUAACGACCCCAUCGUUGGGAGAAUGUGAGGGCUCCUGCGAGAGAAAUUGUACGUGCUGGGGCGCGGUGUAUAACAAUGCGUCCGGAUUCUGUUACAUGUUGGACUAUCCGAUCCAAACGAUGUUAGGUGUCAACGAUGAUAGCAAGUUCGGAUACUUUAAGAUAAGGAAUGAAGUCGCUUCGAAAGUCGACGAGAAGAAGAUGGGUUCGGGUGCACGAGUCGGACUCGUGUUCCUGUGCCUAUCUGUCUUGGUUUUGGUCGGGGCGGUCGGGGUUGUGUGUGUUAGGGCGUGGAAGAAGCACCGGAGGGGGAGGAACCGGAUCUUGGAAGAGCAGGAAGGGGUUUCGGCGCCGGGCCCGUAUAAGGAUCUCGGGUCGGAUAGUUUUCGGUCCAUUGAGAUGGGCGAGAGAAGAUGA